Messenger RNA from Odocoileus virginianus texanus, 1277 nucleotides. The record is from RefSeq and is a predicted model, not a curated record. Lineage: Eukaryota; Metazoa; Chordata; Mammalia; Artiodactyla; Cervidae.
AUGGGCUGCUCCAGCAGCGCCCUCAACAAGGCCGGCGACGGCAACAGGCUUCGCAGCGGUGAGACAGGAGAAAUGGUUGAAACAGAGAUGGAGAGUGAGAAAGUCAGUGAAGGGGCUGAAACAAAAGAAGAAGAAACAGGAGAAGCCAUGGAUCUUUCAGCAGCCACACAGAUAGAAUUGAAAGCUAGUCGGAACCUGGGAAAGUGUGUCAUUUAAUUAUCUCCUUACCUUAAGUCUAUCUACUACCACGGAUCCUUAAUGAUCAUGGUGUAUGAAAAAAGGUAAUAGAAUUCUUGUAAAAGGAAUACAGACUCUGGUGCUGUUAUAAAAUUAGGCAUUUUUCACAAUGAAAGGCUACACAUUUUUAAUGUGCCAUUUUGAAUCAUCUAGUGAUUUUAUAUGUAUGUGAGGUGUUUCAAUUGCUGUUAUUCCUUUAACUGACAUUAAAGGUAUUUUAAAUUGACUUUUAAAUGUAGUUCAGAGGCAACAAACAGCAAGAAUUAAAAACUAGAUUUGUUGCCUAUUUGGAGUCUAUUCCUUGGGCUCUAUUUUUUUUUUUAAGAUUACUUUGAUUUAAUAUUAGGCUUUAGAGGUGGGAAAGAGCUAAAAAAUCAAGAUUUUAAAACCAUUUAUAAUAUUUCAUUAAUGUUAAAAUGAUAUAUCAUAGAAAGUCACCUUUCAAGAAUUCCUCCAAAGUUGCCAAGGGAUUUUGGUAAAUUACUAUCUGUGAUUAUAUGUGAAUAAGAAUAAUGAUAGCAAUCUUUUUCACCAGUGAGUGCCUUGUGCUUAUAUCAGGAUAGAAUUAUAUUCUGGACACAUUUGGUAUCUUUAUCUUAUUUGUAAAUAUAUAGUUUAAGGAUAACUUCUCAGAUGAAUUAACUAGACUCUUUUACUUUAGCUUCUGUAUUAAACUAUGAAGAUGAUGUAAUUAAUUUUAAGAACGUAGAAUAGAGGGAAGAAUUAUCUUUACUCUGAUUUUAAUGUUUUUAUGUUCCUGACUUUAAAGAGUUGCAUUGAGGUAGGUAACGAGAGGAGUUACUUGAGUAGAUGACCUCAUCCUGUCUGCAAAAUAAAGAAGCUGGAUUGUGAUUUUAUUGAGAAGAAGGACUAUUUUAUGUGUCUUUGAAUUCAUGCGUUUUACUCUUUUAAUGGAAAAGAUGGGUGCUUUCAUGAAAAUGAUAGGUGCUUGGUAAGUAUUUGUCAAAUCAAUAAGUGAAUAACAAGCACCAAGGGUUCCCAUUUAUACUUACUUCAUUAAAAAAAAUAUUUAAAAUAUG